Molecule: messenger RNA, 378 nt
Organism: Laccaria bicolor S238N-H82
Lineage: Eukaryota; Fungi; Basidiomycota; Agaricomycetes; Agaricales; Hydnangiaceae
Product: glycoside hydrolase family 47 protein
Exons: 4
Coding region: 1-378 (125 amino acids)
Biological process (GO): N-glycan processing; carbohydrate metabolic process
Cellular component (GO): membrane; endoplasmic reticulum
Molecular function (GO): mannosyl-oligosaccharide 1,2-alpha-mannosidase activity; calcium ion binding
Source: RefSeq, a predicted model, not a curated record
AUGCUACAUGCUCUGGUACAUCAUUCUCCCCUCCAUUCUGCCUUCCCAACUAACCAACUCCUAAAACAAAGCCCAGAAACCAUCAAAUCCCUUUUCCUCACAUAUCGACUGACAGGUGAUCCCAUAUACCGAGACCACACAUGGGCAAUCUUCCAAUCCAUUGAAAAGCACUGCCAUGUCCCUACGGCCAGGUACACGAUGAUUAUCAAUGUAGAUGAGAACCCGACAAGGCAGGAGGAUAAGAUGGAGACGUUCUUUUUGAGUGAGAUGCUGAAGUAUCUUUAUUUGUUAUUCUCGGAUUCGGAUGUAGUUCCAUUGGAUAAGUAUGUGUUCAAUACAGAGGCCCAUCCUCUGCCAGUCUUUGCCCCAAUGAUUUAG